Akanthomyces muscarius is the source of this 1098-nucleotide messenger RNA. RefSeq lists its product as uncharacterized. The coding region runs from base 1 to 1098 and encodes 365 amino acids. NCBI's taxonomy places the organism in Eukaryota, Fungi, Ascomycota, Sordariomycetes, Hypocreales, Cordycipitaceae. The record is from RefSeq and is a predicted model, not a curated record. The transcript has a single exon.
AUGUCGGAAUUUGUCCCUGGGAUUGCCCUUACGGGUGACUUCUUUGCCGAAGUGGUCCAACCCAUCCUGGCGACACAAUUCCCAGCCUUGCAGUACGGCGCCGCCCUCAUCGGCCCAGGCAGCGAGGUUCUCGGCUUCGACACGCCCAUGUCUAUGGACCACGACUGGGGCUUGCGCGUCUUUCUCUUCCUGCGCGAGCAAGACGCGCAGGUCUUCUCACACCGCAUCGCCAGCGUGCUCAGCCAUGAGCUGCCGCCUGUGUUCCGGGGUGUACCUGCAGCCAUUACCACACUGACCACUUCAUCAAGCGUGCGCAGCAUGGAGCUUGCCAAUGCCAUGGACGGGCCUGUGAAGCACCACGUCGUGCCAAUGACGGUCCGCCGAUUCGGCGAGCUGCAGCUCGGCUGCGAUGCCACCAAGGGACUGUCGGUAGCGCAGUGGCUCAGUAUCCCGAGCCACGCCCUCGGCGAAGUCGUCAAAGGCGCCGUGUAUCUAGACACCACCGGCGAAAUCACGGCGCUCCGGAAACAGCUGGCAUGGUAUCCACGGGAUGUUGGUCUCUACAUGCUGGCGGCUGGCUGGCAGCGGAUCGGCGAUGAGGAGCAUCUCAUGCCUCGCGCCGGCCAUGCCGGCAGCGAGCUGGGCUCGGCGCUGAUUGGGUCGCGGCUGGUGCGCGACGUCAUGCACCUCUGCUUCCUCAUGGAGAAGCAGCACGCGCAGUACGCCAAGUGGCUCGGCACGGCGUUUAGCAGGCUGGACUGCGCGGCGGCCAUGGAGCCGCUGCUGCGGCGUGUGCAGGUCGCGACGUCAUGGGAGUUGAGGCAGGCGCCCCUGGGCGAGGCGUAUGCGCUGCUGGCCCGGAUGCAUAAUGCGAUGGGGGUCACGCGGGAGAUGCAUACUGAGGUGUCGGGCUUCCAUGAUCGGCCGUUUAAGGUCAUUCAUGGCGAAGAAUUUGCGCAGGCGCUGCUGGAACAAAUUAAGGAUGAUGAGGUGAAGGCCAUUGCGCAGAGAUCGCUGGUUGGGAGUGUCAGCCAAUGGACUGAUAAUGUGGCCAUGAAGUAUGUUAACAGCAAGAAUAUCCAAGCCAUAUACCAAUAG